Molecule: messenger RNA, 1166 nt
Organism: Mytilus californianus (California mussel)
Lineage: Eukaryota; Metazoa; Mollusca; Bivalvia; Mytilida; Mytilidae
Product: BTB/POZ domain-containing protein KCTD7-like
Exons: 2
Coding region: 94-855 (253 amino acids)
Biological process (GO): protein homooligomerization
Molecular function (GO): protein binding
Source: RefSeq, a predicted model, not a curated record
UAGGAAUCACGUGUCAUUUGUUUACAAACAUCUAUAGCAUGGCGUUAAUACAGUAAUUUUCCAUCCGAUAAAAACACAAUAAAUUGAUGAAAUAUGACAGAAUCUCAAUCGUUCCCAGAUGUGGUAGAGUUAAACGUGGGUGGACGACAUUUUACUACUAGCUUGCUUACAUUAACCAAAUGCAAGGACACAAUGCUAGGUGCUAUGUUUAGUGGAAAAUAUCAAGCGAUAAAAGAUCAAGACGGUCGCUACUUCAUAGAUGCUGAUGGGGACAAUUUCGUAUAUGUUUUGAAUUAUUUGAGAUACGGAGAACUACCACCACCAAAUUUAGUUACGACAAUUUAUCGUGAAGCCGUCUACUUUGGGCUUCAUGGAAUGGUGGAGCAACUUGAACUAAGCCCGUCAUUACUGGCACAAAUCCAUCGAGAUUCAUACAGAGCUCAAUUUACUGGAUACCAUAAAAUAAUAAACGCCAUAUUAGAUAGGAUUAAAGAAUGUAGCACCAAGAAUACGGAAACAACCACAUCGUUGCUCGUUGUAUUGUUUGCAAGAGAAAAAAAGAAAAAACUUCCAAAUUUUGAUAAAAAUCAUACUUGUUUCUCCAAGUCAAAAAACCGACCCAAAAGAAUGAGUGACGUAACGUUUGGUCCAUGGAGAAAUAAAUCCACCACAGAAAAGGACGUGAUGAAUUGUGUUGUGUUUGACUUACAAGAGAAAGGCUUUAUUAUAACACAAGAAGCAACUGGACAGUGUGGUUUCAAAUGUGAAUCACCACCUGAGAAUACCGAAGAUUCGAUUGUUGAAAACUGUACACAUCUUUGUUACACUCUUACAUUUCAUUGGUGGAAAAUGUAAAAAAAAAUAAUCAGAAAACACGAAUUUCAGACAUCCUUUAGUGGAAAUAAAAAAAAAACACCAGCUGGACAAAACGAAAAACAUCGAACUUUAGACAUACAAAAUGUAUUGUCCCUUGAUUUUAAUUUUAAUGUUUUAUACGUCUACACGCGCUCUGUAGAUAUAUGACAUUGACGUGAAUAUACAAUAUAAAUAUGCAUUGUAUAUCCAAUGUAUGAACAUGUGUAUUUUAUCAAAAUUUUAUCAAAUUUUACUGUUAUGAUGUUGAAUAUUAUAGAUUUUAUCAUAUUCGUUAUACAUGUUUUACUAAA